This is a messenger RNA of Ipomoea nil (Japanese morning glory), 1825 nucleotides long. RefSeq names its product transcription factor TGA2.2-like. Bases 149 to 1594 code for a protein of 481 amino acids. The record is from RefSeq and is a predicted model, not a curated record. The transcript is spliced from 13 exons. Gene Ontology annotation, molecular function: sequence-specific DNA binding; DNA-binding transcription factor activity. Gene Ontology annotation, biological process: DNA-templated transcription; regulation of DNA-templated transcription. Lineage: Eukaryota; Viridiplantae; Streptophyta; Magnoliopsida; Solanales; Convolvulaceae.
GUUCUUGAUUUCUCUUUCACACACCCUUUUGUCAACAAGGUUUUUGAUCUUUUGCCCCCUUGAGGUCUCACUGUCUCUCAAAUCUCUUUCAUUGAAAACUGAGUUUCUUGAAGAAUGGCCUGAAACCAGAAAGUGUACUGUGUUUUGCAUGGCUGCUAGUCAGAGAGUUGGGGAGACUGGUGUUUCAGGAACUUCUUCACAGCACCACCACAACAUGCCUUAUGAGCUUCUUAGAGGCCUCAACAAUCCCACCACCACCCCAAGCUUCAUGUACCAUUCCACAUCCAACAGUAAAGAAGGGCCUGCAGCUUUUGAUUUUGGGGAGCUGGAGGAAGCUAUUGUGCUGCAAGGAGUUAACAAUGAUGAAGCUAAAGCAUCUUUAUAUGCAGCAGCUACUCUGGAGAUGUUCCCUUCUUGGCCUACUAGAUCACCCCUUCACACCCCAAGGGGAAGUUCAAGAUCAGGAGGAGAAGAGAGUGGUGAUUCAGGGAGAGCUGAGGGCCCAGAUUCCCCCAUCAGCACAAGACCAUCAUCUCACCUUUCAUUGCCCUCAACCCAAAACCACCAACCACAGAUAAUGGCAACAACAACAUCUGCAGCCUCAAAACAACCCACCACCCAUGACAAGAGAAGAGGUGCUGGUUCAACCUCAGAUAGAGUUCUUGAUGCUAAGACAUUGAGACGUUUAGCUCAAAAUAGAGAAGCAGCAAGAAAGAGCAGACUGAGAAAAAAGGCUUAUGUACAACAACUGGAAACCAGUAGGAUCAGGCUUUCUCAGCUAGAACAAGAACUUCAUAGUGCUAGAUCUCAGGGGGUUUUCUUGGGAGGAGGUGGUGCAGUUGGUGCAGGUACUAGCUCUGGUGGUGCAAUUUUUGACAUGGAGUAUGCGAGGUGGCUAGAUGAUGAUCACCGGCACAUAUCGGAGCUGCGAACGGCAUUGCAGGCGCAUUUAUCGGACGGUGAGCUCAGGGUGGUCGUCGACGGAUACAUCGGCCAUUACGACGAGAUUUUCCGGCUGAAAGGAGAGGCGGCGAAGUCGGACGUUUUUCAUCUCAUCACCGGAAUGUGGACAACUCCGGCGGAGCGUUGCUUCCUUUGGAUGGGCGGGUUCAGGCCGUCGGAGCUCAUCAAGAUGUUGACCGGAAAACUGGACCCUUUAACGGAGCAGCAAGUGGUGGGGAUCUAUGGGCUUCAGCACUCGUCGCAGCAGGCGGAGGAGGCUCUUACCCAGGGCCUCGAUCAGCUGCAACAGUCUCUCGUGGAAACCAUCGCCGUCGGCUCUGCCGCCGCCGAUGGCGGCGUGCAUCAUAUGGCUAUGGCCAUCGGCAAGCUCGCCAAUCUUGAAGGCUUCGUUCGUCAGGCUGAUAACUUAAGGCAACAAACACUUCAUCAGUUGCAUAGAAUCUUGACCGUCCGGCAAGCAGCCCGGUGUUUCUUGAUGAUCGGAGAAUACUACAACCGGCUACGUGCACUAAGUUCUCUAUGGGCUUCUCGUCCCCGAGAGACCAUGAUCGCGGGCGAUGACAGCUCGUGUCAGACAACGACACACCUGCAAAUGGUGCAAUUCUCUCAGAGCCAUUUCUCCAAUUUCUGACAACUUCAUUGUAUGACUCCGUAGAUGUCUUAUUAAAACCUUAAAAUGAAAUGAUCCGAUGAUGAUCCCUACGGCUUCCUUACUGUGUUGGGAUUCUUUGAGACUUUAGAUGGUAUAUAGUAUGGCAGCUUUCUUUUUUGCUUAGAUUUUUUUGGUUACGUUGUAUUUCUCCAUUACUCCCUAUGCAGUAAUGUACGGUGUACAUGUAAAUCAAUUUUUAUGCGGUUUGAU